Molecule: messenger RNA, 456 nt
Organism: Schistocerca nitens (vagrant locust)
Lineage: Eukaryota; Metazoa; Arthropoda; Insecta; Orthoptera; Acrididae
Exons: 5
Coding region: 1-456 (151 amino acids)
Source: RefSeq, a predicted model, not a curated record
AUGCCUCAUAACAGUAACUCUAGUGGAAAAGGUAGUGGUGAAUUUAAACCAGUUCAUAUCCUGUAUCCACCCAGCAAGAAUAAUUUAAUGGUGCCACAUAAAUCAGUUUUCUUAGAAUCAUACUCUCAAUAUCCACUCAAAAAUUCAACAUCAGAUGCUGCAAGCAGAUAUAAUAUGAGUGAGGGUGAUAGAAGUUCAUUCAGUCACAUGAAUGCAAACAGGGCUUUUGUUGAGCAGACUGUUAAUCAUCUACAAAUCACUGCAAUUACUGAUCAUAAUCCACAAAACAAGAAAUAUCUUGAUCUGAAUACAGGUAGUCUCAGGAUGAAAGCUCAGUCUUCCAGCUGGUGCGAUAGGCAAGUUCAUGCAAAUACUUCCUUUAUUUCUAUUUGUUCCCAAAAAAAAGUUUACAAAACUAUUGUUAUUUGUUUGUCUGGCUACAGCAAUCCAAACUAA